This is a messenger RNA of Spinacia oleracea (spinach), 513 nucleotides long. Its product is annotated as glucan endo-1,3-beta-glucosidase 4-like. Bases 46 to 408 code for a protein of 120 amino acids. Lineage: Eukaryota; Viridiplantae; Streptophyta; Magnoliopsida; Caryophyllales; Amaranthaceae. The record is from RefSeq and is a predicted model, not a curated record. The transcript has 3 exons.
CGUACCCACACUAUAACUUGUACUCAUAUACCCCAAUUUUCGAAGAUGAAGACUUAUGGCUGGAGAUUUUCCCUUGGUUGCCUGUUGUUGCUGAUUUUGGCAAAUAUAUCUGGGGGGUAUAGCGAAUGCACGGAUUGGUGUGUAGCAAGAAGUGAAGCAUCAGAUGCAGUGAUACAAAAAUCAUUAGACUGGGUAUGCAACUAUGGUCCUAUUGCUUGUACCAGAAUACAACCAGGACAACCCUGUUAUCGACCAAAUGACUUAAGAGGUGUUGCCUCCGCCGCCUUCAACGACUACUGGCAGCUAGUCAAGCAUUCCCCAGGUGCCCUUUGUGAUAUUUUUGGUGCCGCCUCUUUGGUUCAUCAAGACCCAAGUCAUGACAAUUGCCCAUUUUCCUGCAAACCUUGAAGGGAAUUCAAUAUUGUAGGAACAAACUUGUUCUAGUUAUCUUUCAAUCGACCUCUAUAUGUUACACAGUAACUUUUAGUUUUUACAGCGGAUUUAAUAAAUUUC